This is a messenger RNA of Bursaphelenchus xylophilus (pine wood nematode), 2241 nucleotides long. The record is from the annotation of a GenBank genome assembly. NCBI's taxonomy places the organism in Eukaryota, Metazoa, Nematoda, Chromadorea, Rhabditida, Aphelenchoididae.
AUGGUUCUAACAAGGUACUUUUAUGGGGGUUCCUACUUUUAGACGGGACAUAUCUCAAAAAAUCCGAAAAGUUGUGCUGAUCAAGGAUACGUAAAAAUUUGUGGCCCAAUUUGGGGUUUUAGGGGUGAAAAUGCCCAAAAACUGGCUAAUUUCUCUUUUGGCCCGAAUCAACGUUUUUUUGAAGUUGACGGUCUAAAAAAUAAUUUUUUUUACCAAGACUUAUUUAUUACGACUUAGAAGCUCAAGAAACAUCAUUUUAAACUAAAAUAAAGUCUGUAAACCUGUGAAAAUUGAGCGGGAAGGUGUUAAAAAUUGAGCCCAAAAUGUGCCAUGAAUUACGAAUAUUUUUUUACAACACUAAAGUCUUUGAGUCCCACCACGAAAACAAUCCCUGAUGAUAUUCCUUGGCGUUCUAUAAUCAUGAGCAAAAAUUCUUUCAUUUAUCUUUUUUGGUCUGUGAACUGGUUGUACUUUCAACAUCAUAACAGGAUGACCGAAGCUAUGGAAGUUGAUCAACCCGGAUCCAAGAAGGAGGAAACUCCAAAGGAGCAGAAGGACGACAAGAAGAAAGAUGAUCUCGAUGUAAUCACCUUCGAAAGUGUGUGUUUGCCUGUGAUAUAUGAGUUUGGAAGACUUUUGUCAUCAAUAUAUUUACAGAUAUGAAAGAAUGGUGUAAUCAGCUGGAGCGGGGCGAAACUCAUAUCGUCGGUCGUGUUCUGCAGUUUUUGAAUAGAACUAGAAGGCAGUUGAAUCCGGAUUUGCUGGCAAAACUUUGCACCUCAUACUUGGGCAACAAUCAAGUCAAGAAGAAUUUGAUGGGUUGGUUGCCAAAAGCUGCGUAAGUGAUUGCUUUAUUUUGUUUUGUAUUUUUAGUGAAACUUUAAUGGAAAUUGAUUCCAAAGAAAAGAAGUCGUCCGCCAAGAAGCAGUUGCUCUCCAGAAAAACUACUCCAACUCCUGAACUUGAACUCUACAUCCAUUUACUGGUUCUUCUGUUCUUGACUGAUGAGAAGAAACAUGAGUUGGCUCUCCAAUGUGCGAAUAGUCUAAUUGAAUGCGCCGAUGGACACGACAAGAGAUCUUUGGAUCCAUUCUUAGCGAAGGGUUUUUUCUAUCUCACUCUGAUCUCCGAAAGAACCGGGAAGAUUGGAACUCUCCCACCGUAAGUUUAUUAUUGGUAUAUUGUGUUUAGUUACGCUUUUAGUAUGUUUUACUUUUUUUUAGAUAUUUGAACAGUCGCCUUCGCUUUGCCACCCUGAGACAUCAAUAUGACUCACAGGCGACAUUGAUUGUAUGCCUCCUUCGUAUUUACCUGGUUACGAAGAAUCUUUCGUCCGCCUCGAAACUGAUUACCAAGGUCAAGUUCCCAGAAUCUGCCAACAACAAUGAUCUGGCUCGCUAUUUGUACUACUGGGGCAGGAUCAGAGCCCUUCAACUCCAAUAUGUCGAAGCCGCCGAUCUAUUUCAACUCAGUUUGAGAAAAUCUCCCCAAGAUUCGGCUGUUGGAUUUAAGCAGAAUGUCCAUAAGUGGGUGGUGGUGAUCUCUUUGUUGAGGGGAGAGAUCCCAGAACGUGCCAUCUUCCGAGUCCCAAUUCAUCGAGUGACGUUGGCUCCAUAUCUGCAACUAACUCAUGGUGAGAGAUCGUUUAAUUUUUAUUAGUCUUUAGCUGUCCGUCUGGGUGACAUUGCACUCUUCAACAAGGUGCUAGAGAAGUAUUCUGGAGUGUUUGAGACCGAUGAAACCUUGACUUUGAUCGUCCGACUUCGUCAAAAUGUCAUCAGGACGGCGAUUCGACAAAUCUCCUUGGCCUAUUCUAGAAUCCCGAUUGCCGAUAUUGCCAAGAAACUUCAGGUGAGAGGACUAAUGAAUUCAGAAGUAUCGAGCAUCUUUUAUAUAUCUAAAUCUAUGAUUUAGCUACCAACCGAAGUCGAAGCCGAAUAUAUUGUUGCUAAAGCCAUCAAGGACCAUACCGUUGAUGCCGUCAUCACUUGUGAUUCCCGGACUGAUAGUCGAUACCUCCAAUCCGGCGUUUCGGAGAAUGUCUACCGUACCACGGAACCUCAGUUUGCCUAUGAUACGCGUAUAAAGAACUGUUUGGACCUGCAUAAUUUGGCGGUAAAGGCUCUCCGAUAUCCCGACAACAAGAAGCCGGACAACGAAAAAACUGAACAACAGAGGGAAAGAGAAUUACUGGAGUUGGAAUUGGCUAGUGAAAUGCCCGAUGAUGAUGACGAGUUCUAA